CAUGGAUAUGGAUCAAGACCUACCAGCGACAAUACGCUCCAUCGCUCGGCUAGAAGGCCACGAAGACCGCGCAUGGCACGUCGCGUGGAAUCCUACCAAACCCAUUCUCGCCUCCUGCUCUGCCGACAAGACCGUCAGGCUGUACAGCUACUCUUCGUCGUUUGAUAGCGAUGCGUCUGAGGCUCCGUCCGUGAAGUUCUCGCACAUCACAAACAUCCCGACCGGGCACGCGAAGACCGUCCGCGCGAUCGCGUGGUCGCCCUCGGGCAAAACACUCGCGACGGCCUCGUUUGACUCGAACAUCGGCGUGUGGGCGCAGGAAGGCGGUGAGGACGAGGAGGAUGGCGCGUCUAAUCCGGCACGGGAAUGGGAGUGCAUGAGCCUGUUGGAGGGCCACGAGACGGAGUGCAAGAGCGUGGCGUACUCGAGCUCGGGGAACCUCCUCGCGAGCUGCAGUCGCGACAAGACCGUGUGGAUAUGGGAAGUUCACCCGGAUCAUGACUUCGAGUGUAUGGGGGUGCUCAUGGAGCACACACAAGAUGUGAAGGCCGUCGCAUGGCAUCCGACCGAAGAGAUCCUCGCAUCUGCUUCCUACGAUGACACGAUAAAGCUGUACAUCGAUGACCCCCAAGAAGACUGGUAUUGCUUUCAAACCCUCUCCGGACACGGAUCGACGGUCUGGGCGCUCGCUUUCUCCCCAGACGGCCGCUUCCUCGCUUCAGCCUCGGACGACACGACUAUCAGGAUAUGGGAGCGCGUGCAGGAGCACAAAUGGGAGUGCAUAGACACGCUCUCGGGUCAUGAGCGGAGCGUGUACUCGAUCAGCUGGGGCGUCGGGAAGCCGCUUGACUCGGGUGAUCCUGGAAGCCUUGGGUGGCUCGCGAGCACCGGCGGUGACGGUAUAAUCAAUGUCUGGGAGCUCGGAGUCGGGCCUAGCGCGAAGGACCCGAGUCGUAAAACCCUCACACAGAAGAUCAUCGCGAAAAUCACCAAUGCGCACGAGGUCCACGACGUCAACAGCAUCGUGUGGUGUCCAAGAAAGGGCUUUGAGGACCUCUUCGCCACCGCAGGUGAUGAGGGAGUUGUGAAGGUAUGGAAGGUGGCAUCGUCGUAGUGUGUUCUAGCACCGGCGAUUGUAGCACAGGUAACGUAAGAAGUUCCAUAUGCUGUAAGAGAA
Dichomitus squalens LYAD-421 SS1 is the source of this 1177-nucleotide messenger RNA. Its product is annotated as WD40 repeat-like protein. Gene Ontology annotation, biological process: iron-sulfur cluster assembly. The annotation marks the transcript as partial. The record is from RefSeq and is a predicted model, not a curated record. Gene Ontology annotation, molecular function: protein binding. The transcript has 5 exons. NCBI's taxonomy places the organism in Eukaryota, Fungi, Basidiomycota, Agaricomycetes, Polyporales, Polyporaceae. Gene Ontology annotation, cellular component: cytosolic [4Fe-4S] assembly targeting complex.